AGGCCUGGAAGAGAACCAGCAGAUCGUCCAGGAGUGUGAAGCCAAGUUUGCUCGGCUCAUGGCCCAGCACCCCGAGGGCUUCAGAGCCCCGGAGGUCUUGGCGAAAGGCUUAGAUUUGGCGGUGGUGUAUCUGAAAAACUACGCGCUCGACAAGGCAGACGCGCUCUACGAAGUGACCAAGGCGCAGUGUUUGUCUAGGGGCUUGCCGUGGAACGUGAAAUGGUUCCAAGACUGCGCCACGCUGCGAUGCAAGCAGAAUCGACAAGCUGAGGCCGCGCCCAUGCUGGAGGAAGUCGCAAAGUUGACGCCCCCUCAUGAGGCCACCCUCAGGAAUUUGGGCACGGUGUACAACCAGCUGCGCGACCACGACAAGGCGAAGGUCUACUUCGACGCGGCAGCGGAGCUGGUGGGCGAACGCGAUGCAAAUGGCCAGCUGAUCUUGGACAAAGAGGACCUUUGGAACAUUGGUUUAGUGCACAAAAACAAGAAAAACUACGACGAAGCAGCGCCGAUGCUGGACCAGGCUUUAGAAAAGUGGUUGGAAGAGGAUCCGGAGGAUGAUGUGGCCUUAGCCAAGCUCUAUGAUUCAGUGGGGAGCUGCUACGAUGAGAUGGGCAGGCACGACGAAGCCGUGGGCGUGUUGCAGAAAGCCAAGGACCUCUACGACCGCAGUAUUGGGACUGAGAGUCCGCUGUACGGCAGUGCCUGUGAGCGCUUGAGCCGGGCACUGGUACAUGCGGGGCGUCAUCAAGAAGGCCUGGACAAUCUCAUCGAGGCCUUCACGGUGAUUGCCUUGCAGGACGCAGUGCAUCCCACGCCUCUCUUUGAGCUGCUGGGAAUUGCACUGGAGGAGAUACCCAUUACCAAAGAGGUGGACGUCGCGGAGCUGGCGCGCUUGGAGAUGCCCAUCCAGGCAGCGGUGCGGAACAUGCGCUACCGCGGCCUGGAUCAGGACGGCAACUGCGGUGUGCUCUACGAGCGCAUGGCGCGUGCCCUGGUGCUCUGCAGCUCCGCCGGUGGUACGGCGGACAUGCAGCAGGCGGCGGCGCAGCGGCGACAGACGGCGCGUACCUUGCUGACCCACGCAGCUCCACUGGUUGAAGCUGCCACUCGUGAAGGCUUGGCGGAUCUUAAGCACAUCUCCAUGCUGAUCGACACGGAGCUGCAAGCGCUGGAAAAUCAGGAUGCCGCAGCACGCCUUGGUUUGCCGCAGAUGGGACAAGUUGCUGCCCCUACACCUGCGCCGCAAGGUGCACCGGUGGUCUCCCCACCACCACCUGUGGUCUCAUCACCACCUGCGCCACCGGUGCCACAGCCGGCCCCUGCUGCACGUGUUGCGGCGCCCGUGCCGGCGCCGGCGGCCACUCCGCCCCCCGCACCGGUGCCGGCCCCGGUGGCCAACGGAGCACCGGCGGGGUGGCGGAGAAGAUAACCCAGCGGGGUCUGUGACCAAUGUGGGUGCACCCGCUGGAACCGCCGGAGAAAAGUGCCGGGUUGAAGUUUCUGCGUGACUAGGGUCAUGGCGUAAGUCAGCCAAUGUCACUUGUGCAGUGUGGGAUGACCAUAGAGUCCCAUAGAGUGGACCUGUGAGAUGAAAA
Cladocopium goreaui is the source of this 1598-nucleotide messenger RNA. The record is from the annotation of a GenBank genome assembly. NCBI's taxonomy places the organism in Eukaryota, Dinophyceae, Suessiales, Symbiodiniaceae.